UUUAAAAGCAAAGUAAACCUUUUUUGAUAAUUCUUAAAUUCUCAUUAGUUAAGAAAUUUUAGCUUGGAUAUUAUCUCGAAUCUGUGAUGCGUUUGUACAAUUGAGUUUGUUCUGAUUCAUCCUGAAUCCCAAAAAUUCCACAACAUUGCGUUGAUGAGGAGCCAGUGACUUAUAUCAGGGAGAUCUCUUUCCGUGUGAAAAGUGUGGCUCACUUUUCUUGAAUUGCGGGUGUGUUGCGUGUUCACCGUGCUGUGGACAAUUUGCCGUGUUUGAUCUUUACCAUCAUUCAGUUUCCACACGAAAAUGGUCCUGUUGGCUGCAGCAGUAUGCAACAAAACGGGGAAAGCGCUGCUAUCCCGUCAGUUUGUGGAUAUGACACGGUCACGUGUCGAGGGAUUACUGGCAUCUUUUCCCAAAUUGAUGACCACGGGGAAGCAGCACACUUUCGUGGAGACCGAGUCCGUCCGCUACGUGUACCAGCCCAUUGAUAAGAUUUACAUGGUCCUUCUCACCACGCGCAAUAGCAAUAUUCUCGAGGAUCUGGAGACGCUCCGCUUGUUCGCCCGUGUGAUUCCGGAAUAUUGCAAGGUUCUGGAUGAGGCCGACGUGAUAAAGAAUGCGUUUUCGCUGAUUUUUGCAUUUGAUGAAAUUGUGGCGUUGGGCUAUCGGGAGAAUGUCAGCUUGGCACAGAUUCGCACUUUCACGGAAAUGGAUUCUCAAGAAGAACGCAUUCAAAUGGCUUUACGACAGACCCAAGAGCGUGAAGCGAAAGAGGCGUCCAAGCGCAAGGCCAAGGAACUGACGCAGCUGCGGAAAGAUGCGGCGAAAACCGGCCGCGGAAUGCCGGCCGGAAUGGGCGGUAUGGGUGGCGGUGGUCACGGCAUCUCCGCGUCCAGCCCAGUCAGCACACCCAUCGUGGAGAGUCGGGUGGAUGAAAAGCCAGCGUAUACGUCCAGUCGGCAGGUUACAUCCGGUAAAGCCAUGAAACUGGGAACGAAAGGCAAGGAUGUGGAUCAGUUUGUGGAUAAAUUGCAAUCCGAAGGAGAACGCGUCAUGUCGUCGACAUCUACGCAAGUGCGAAGUGCAGCAGAAACACCGGCACAGUCUGCAGCAUCUGCUGGAAAAGAAAGCGUGCACAUUGAAUCUAAGGAAGACAUCAAACUGAGCGCCGGUCGUGACGGCGGCCUGGAGAACAUGGAAAUCACCGGUGUCCUCUCCUUCCGCGUAUCAGAUGAGCGGAUGGCCCGUUUGGCCUUGAAGAUUGAUCUGGGCAAUGAACGCACUCAAAUUCAGCUUCAUCCGAAAUUCGAUAAGGAAAAAUGGCGAGCGGAAGGUAUUGCCGCGUUGAAAAAUCCCGAGGAGGCAUUCCCACUGAACAACGAGAUCAGCAUCCUCAAGUGGCGCCUGCAAACGACGGAGGAAAGUGAAAUUCCACUGGCCAUCAAUUGUUGGCCGUCGGAAGCUGGGAAAGGUUGCUCGGUGAAUAUCGAAUACACACUGAACAACGAGGAUGUGGAAUUGCGCGAUGUGGUUAUAACCAUUCCCAUACCACCGGGCACCGGCAGUCCCGUUGUGGGCAGCUGCGACGGCGCCUACUCGUAUGAGCGCAGUGCCCUGCACUGGCAGAUUCCCCUGGUUGAUGCCAGCAACAAUAGCGGUACAAUGGAAUUCAGCACCCCCGGCGGCAAGCCCAGCGGAUUCUUCCCGGUUAAAGUUGAUUUCACCAGUUCCACGAGUUUACUGGGCGUCACGAUUGACGAAAUUGUCACGGCCACCACCGAUGAACCCGUCAAAUUUUCCACGGAUCAUAAAUUAAAUGUGUCGAAAUAUGAAAUUGUUUGAUGCGAGAACUGAGAGAAAUUGCUGGUUUUUUAAAACUUGUAUUUUUUGUAAUCUGUUUUAUCACAUUUCGGCACGCUAUUUAUUCCACAUUUUACACGUCGUUAAAGGAGAACUGGGUUAGUUGGAUGUAAUGAAAAUGUCGAGUGUUUAUUCAGAGAGAAUCGUUGCAAACGGAUCUAGAAUGAAAAUAAAGCCAUUAAG
Paramacrobiotus metropolitanus is the source of this 2043-nucleotide messenger RNA. RefSeq names its product coatomer subunit delta-like. Lineage: Eukaryota; Metazoa; Tardigrada; Eutardigrada; Parachela; Macrobiotidae. The record is from RefSeq and is a predicted model, not a curated record. Gene Ontology annotation, cellular component: cytosol; COPI vesicle coat. Bases 304 to 1842 code for a protein of 512 amino acids. Gene Ontology annotation, biological process: endoplasmic reticulum to Golgi vesicle-mediated transport; Golgi localization; retrograde vesicle-mediated transport, Golgi to endoplasmic reticulum. The transcript is spliced from 12 exons.